This is a messenger RNA of Archocentrus centrarchus (flier cichlid), 3554 nucleotides long. Its product is annotated as mediator of RNA polymerase II transcription subunit 26. Gene Ontology annotation, biological process: regulation of transcription by RNA polymerase II; positive regulation of gene expression. Gene Ontology annotation, molecular function: transcription coregulator activity. The transcript has 3 exons. Gene Ontology annotation, cellular component: core mediator complex; mediator complex; nucleus. NCBI's taxonomy places the organism in Eukaryota, Metazoa, Chordata, Actinopteri, Cichliformes, Cichlidae. The record is from RefSeq and is a predicted model, not a curated record. Bases 249 to 1976 code for a protein of 575 amino acids.
GGGAAGGAGGCGGCUACCAGGGCGGGGGGGUAGCCGAUUCCCGGAGAGGGUUUUCUGUUCUCUUAGUACGCGUUACCGACCAGGUGAGGGUGGCGAUCGAAAACAAAGACAGAAGCAUCAUAAAGCAUGAUGCCCGCUGCCUCAGGGGAGCUUCCGUCGGACCUGUGAGUGUCGGCCGGUUUCCUACCGCCGGCUCUUCGUGGGAUUCUGCAGUCUGACUCCGUCCUGACCUGCGACAUCGACAGGCGAUGACAGCGGCUACAGCCACUCCGCAGGUGAUGAGAGACCGGCUGCUACAGGCCAUCGACGGCCAGAGCAAUCAGAUAUGCAACAUGGUGGUAGUUGUGGAGGUGAUCUCCUUUUUGGAAAAAUAUCCUAUCACCAAAGAGGCACUAGAGGAAACCCGCCUGGGAAAGCUCAUCAACGAUGUCCGGAAGAAAACCAAAAAUGAGGACCUCGCAAAGAGAGCCAAGAAGCUUCUGCGAAACUGGCAGAAGCUGAUCGAACCAGGGAAGGUUGAGGUGUUGUCAAAAGGCAGCACCGGUGCCUCAUGGUCUUCCAUUGGUGGUGCUCAUCCUUGCAUCUCCACUCCAGCUGCCACCUCACAGUCAGGUAAAUUGGGCCCAGAGUUGAAGAACAGAAACGACUUCAACAACUGCUCCCCGAGAGUGGAAAAACCAAGCAACAGGAAACGUAAGGGUGACCAGAAGGAGGGGCAGAUUUUACCAGCAAAGAUACCCAAAACGACUCUUAAUGAUAAAAUUCAAAACUCAAAGCAGCUGCAAACCAAUGGAAUUGGUGUUGGCGCUGAAAUUUUUGCAGAUAUUCGUGCACAUCAGUCGUUGGACAAGGAAAUUUCAGAGCCUUUGGACAGCGAUAAGCUUAAUAAAAUCCCUGUUAAUGCUGUAAAGCCUCAUUCAAAUUUCCCAGGAUGCAGCAAGUCUCCUAGCACUUCCUCUUUGCUAAAAGCAUCAGUUCUGCAGCAGCAAGCCAGACAGGAGCAAGCUGUCUCUGGUGGGAAAUGUCGACCCAGAAGCCCACGCUUUUCCUUGCACAGUCCUCAGACUCUAAAACAGGAAGCUGUUGUGAAACAAACUGCACCCCAAGCACAGAAUAUUUCUACCCCCAGUGUGAGACCUGGGACUGCGGACAACUCUGGGCUGGGGCUGCCGUCUCAGCCUUUCAGCCCAUCUGUUCUGGGUUUUCACACCGAUGGUUCAGGGUCUGCUGAUUUGGACACUCACCGCCUGCCUCCUAGUAUAUCUCGCCAUAGCUCCACUGCCUCCUCCUGCAGUGGCAUGGUGAGCCUGGAUGAUGAGGGUCCUUCUUUUAAUACAGGGAAACGGAAAAAGCAGAAAUACAGGCCUAAGGAUUAUGUGGUUAAUUUAGAUGGGCAGACUGUAGAAGACAGAAAAAAACCAGUGAGGUUAAAAGACAGGAGACUGACGUUUGAUCCUGUUACCGGACAGAUCAAACCCUUGUUCCAUAAGGAUUCUUUGCCAGAGGGGGAGGUCAGACUGGAUCACAAACCUGAGACUAACUGGUCAGAACAGCUGAAACAAAAUCCACCAGUUCCUCCAAGUCCUUUCCAGCAGACAGAUUGGAAAGAGCUGUCAAGGAGCGAAAUCAUCCAGUCUUACCUUAGUCAGCAAAGCAAUGUGCUGACAUCGUCGGGCGCGCACACCCCAGGUGCGCACUUUUUCAUGUCAGAGUUUUUAAAAAAAGAGGAGCACCAAAGUAAAGAUGCCAAGAAAACACACACGCUGGCUUCAGACACGCCACCUACAGAAAUGCCUGGAGUUAGCAGAGAGGUGAACGGCAACGACCUGAGCCGGUUACACACGCAACACUGGUCAGGGGUUAAUGGUUGCUAUGACACAAAGGGUAAGUGGUAUGACUGGACCGAGUGCAUCUCCUUGGACCCGCACGGAGAUGAAAGCAGACUGAACAUACUGCCCUAUGUCUGCCUGGAUUGAAACUGAAGUCAGGUCUGUAAAUCGGAAGGUGAAUCUUGCCUUCACUGUGCAGCAGAGCAAUCUUGGAUGCGUGAAGAUGAUUCUUCACUGUGUGUGCUACUGUCGGAGUAAAUAUGCUGCCUGCUCGACUGUUUGGCGCACAGGGAGUGUAAUCGGUGUUUUUAAGUCUGUAAACAAUACGUGAGGACAGCGUGAAGAGAAAAGGCUAUGCAUCUUUUGACUGUUUAGUGUACAGAAUGAGUUUACAAAGCAGAAAGAAGGGCAGCUCUGAUACCUGCUGAGUUUACGUAUGAGAGAGAACAUUAACUAUACAGAUGCAUUUUAUCCAUCUUAAGUUAUUUUAUCCACAUGCCUCACAGAAUGUGACUAUUGCAUUUCCUGCAUUUAUUCAUAUUUAGUUGACUAAGUCAGGUUUUUGUUUUUUUUUUUAAUUUUGUUUUUUGUGUCAGCAGGCAGUAGCACAAUAUAUAAUUAAAGCAUUUGUUCAUGCAUUUUGUACAAGAUAUUUGAGCUGUUAAAAAUGAAGUGAAUACAAAGCUAUCCUCAUUACCAGUGUUAAGAUAAAUCAUCAUGUCUUUUAAAACUUCCACGCCUCUCAUGGUGAGUUUUAGCAGACAAAACCGACAGAUCGGUUUUAAAACAUUUGAAUAUGUUCCUUGUUUGCUCUCUAAAGUGACAUGAAACUUCCAGAUGUGGCCACAGUUUGUGGUAAGACGGGGAAGAAGGCUUGCAUUGGGCUUUUAAUCUUACAAGCAGAUAGAGAAAUGUGUCUUUUAUGUAUGAUAUUUAUUUACAUACUGAGAUUUGCAUACAUUUUUAGACUGCAUUAAAUCAUCUUUGUUUUUUUGUUAUUUGCCAGCCACAACAGUGUGGCUGCUACGGUUUUGUGGGUGCGUGUGUCUUACCAUGGGGAAAUAUGAUCGUGAAGACACCCACCAUCACAGGAACUAACACAAACGUGGCUUUGACUGUUUUAAUGGAUGUUUAUCGAUCUGUGGCCAGAUGUUGUCAAAGCAGUGGCGUCACAGAAGUGCAAGACUUUAAAAAAAAAAAAAAAAUUGUAGAUUACGUCAAACUGAGCCACGUUCCUUAAUAGUUUGUGAUUUGACAACACAUUGCCAUUGCAGCUGUUGCAAUGUCAGCACAGCAUGGUUUCUAGUGAAGAAUUGGUUCAUUAACAUUACAGACUUUACCUGCUGAUCCAUCAACAUGCUGUAUCAUACACAGCCAAAAACCCUGCAAAAUAACACACCCUGAUACUGUGUACGCUUUUUUUUUUUUUUUUUUUUUUUUUUGCCUUUUCCCUUUACUGUGUAUUACGGUUGUAAAAUAUGAAUCGGAACAGCAGAGGAGAUUGUGCUACCAGCUUGCAUCUUUGUACUGUCAGGAAGAACUGAAAAAUAAAUUGACAUGCUGGAUAAUACUUAAUAGCAUUCCUUUUAAUAUUAUUUGCCUUAUGGAAACCUGUGUUUUCCCUAAAGACAGAGCCUUAGUGAAUGUACAGGUAUGAUCCUUUUGUGUUCAGUUGAAUGCAAAAUACAGUAUAUUUGCUACCUAGUCCUUUUAAAUGGACAUGUU